Periconia digitata is the source of this 1140-nucleotide messenger RNA. Lineage: Eukaryota; Fungi; Ascomycota; Dothideomycetes; Pleosporales; Periconiaceae. The record is from the annotation of a GenBank genome assembly.
AGAUGUAUUCAACAUGACUGCAGGUGUAUCAAUUACCUCCCUUUACACAUCAUGUUCAAACUCCUCUCACUAGUCCUCUAUGCAGCUCUCGCGUUAUGUCAAAAUAACACAAAUUCAACCACUUAUACCAACCCAAUUCUGGAUGCUGGUGGUGCGGAUCCAUGGGUCAUUCGUCACGAUGGCUGGUAUUACAUGACCUUCACCAACAAUAACGAUGUUACCCUCUGGCGUAGCAAAAUCCUUACGAACUGGAACGAAGCAGAGUCGAGAUUACUUUUUAAGCCUCCUCCAGGCCUCAACUACUCCACCGAUCUAUGGGCUCCCGAACUUCACAACUUGAACGGCGUGUGGUAUGUCAUCUUCACAGCCGAUCCACGCAAUGACAGUCCGCCACCCGAAGUCGAGAUGUGGUGUGAAUACAACUGUCCCGCCGUUCACCAUCGAAUGUUCACCCUCGAAGGACAAGGUGAUGAUCCAUGGACUGCCGAAUUCACAUUCAAAUCAGAACUCGACACAUACGAUCAAUUUGCCAUCGACGGCACCUACUUUCAGCAUUCGACAGGCCUGUACCACAUUUACAGCUGUUGGAACCGAGGUACCGAUGGCUGGCCCGCCAACCUCUGCAUCACCCAACUCGAGAAUCCCUGGACGGUUUCCUCACCCUUUUCCGAGCGUCAAAUCAUCUCCGUGCCUACUCUGCCAUGGGAGAAGACUCCAUAUGGCCGCACAGUCAAUGACCGAUUAUCAUCCAACGAAGGGCCCCAGCAACUCACCAACCCUACAACAGGCCAACAGUUUGUAAUAUUCAGCGCUGCUCGCUCCGACAAUCGGAAUUACUGUCUGGCCCAGCUGGAACUGGUUGGAGACAAUCCGAUGAACCCUUCCGAUUGGCGCAAACAUCAAUACCCGAUUUUCUUCCAGAACCCAGAAGAAGAGGCAUACGGCGUCGGCCAUGCAAGUUUUGUCAAGAGUCCAGAUGAGACAGAAGACUGGAUCGUAUAUCACGGUAUGAGGGACCCAACGAAUGGGUGGGGAGCACGCACCAUCAGAACACAGCGCUUCACGUGGAAUGAGGAUGGGAGCCCCAAUUUCCCUGAGCCUGGGUACGGACCUUAUCAAGUUCCCUCGGGGCAAUCCUAG